Molecule: messenger RNA, 927 nt
Organism: Phycomyces blakesleeanus NRRL 1555(-)
Lineage: Eukaryota; Fungi; Mucoromycota; Mucoromycetes; Mucorales; Phycomycetaceae
Exons: 4
Coding region: 1-927 (308 amino acids)
Biological process (GO): tRNA wobble uridine modification
Cellular component (GO): elongator holoenzyme complex
Source: RefSeq, a predicted model, not a curated record
AUGCGAGGGAUUAUAUCAAACGUAAAGAGAAGGAUCUCUGAAUUCCGGGAAAUUGCCUGUCACAUUUAUUGUUGUUCCUUGCUCACCGAGUUUGAACACAAGUCCGGUAACUUCCGGCAGUUUGUUAAUUUUAUUCCGGUAGCACUUGUUACUGUAGUAUUGUUCGACAUGGGAUACGCGACAUUAGAUGCAGCACUUGCGCUUCCAAACAAUCUCCCACCAGAAAGAAUUCACAUUGUGAUUACAGACACUUUAAAAUCAGACGCAAACUUUCUUAUACAUCACUUUGUUGGAAAUCAACUUAAAGCAGAUCGAUCUGUCAUUCUGGGCAUCAAUCUUCAGACAUACAAGCAGUCUGGUCAGUUUAGUUUCCUUGAUGGACUAACUCACUUAAAUCCUUAUUCCCACACGACACCAUAUCCACCCGCCAAAACACCCUCUACACCAACCGGCACCCUUGAUGGCUCUCUUGGAUCAAAAGACGUCUUACGCUCAUUUUAUCAAAUAAUUAAGGAUCACCUUCAGUCAAAGAAGAAUCCUUUGCUUGUUUUGGAUGACGUGAGUGUGCUUCUUCAGAGCGGCCUAGGUCUGCGGGAGGUGUGUCAAUUUGUGAACAAGCUCAAAUCCCUUGUCGAGAGUAUGGAUGGAACACUUGUUACUGUGUGUCAUGCAGACGAGCAAGGCACCGAAGACAUUGAACAAGAUGCGUUUGUGAAGACUAUAUUGGCAAGUGCUGAACUUGUUCUCCAAGUACAAGCUCUCGGAAGUGGACUGGCAAGGGACGUGCAUGGUCAGCUUUCAAUUCUUCAUGGCUCAAAGUGCAUGCCAAACACAACCCUCAACUAUCUUGGACAAUCUCUUCACUAUAAGAUUCUUGAUAAUAAUGUACAUUUCUUUGCAAAAGGAAUUUCACAAGGUGUAUUGUAG